Leptomonas pyrrhocoris is the source of this 3391-nucleotide messenger RNA. Its product is annotated as putative J-binding protein. Gene Ontology annotation, cellular component: nucleus. The transcript has a single exon. Lineage: Eukaryota; Euglenozoa; Kinetoplastea; Trypanosomatida; Trypanosomatidae. The coding region runs from base 77 to 3391 and encodes 1104 amino acids. Gene Ontology annotation, molecular function: DNA translocase activity; ATP-dependent chromatin remodeler activity; ATP binding. The record is from RefSeq and is a predicted model, not a curated record. Gene Ontology annotation, biological process: double-strand break repair via homologous recombination; reciprocal meiotic recombination.
AGUGUAGUGGUGCCUUUUGUUGUCGUCGUUGUUAUUCCCUUCCGUUCUUCGAACACGCGCAACGCAGCUACAAAGCAUGUUGCGCGACCUCACACGUGCUGGACCCACUUCGGAGUUGAUGGCGACUCUCGACGUUGUGCAAACGACCGGUGAAGUUGCCAUUGUCUUUCCCUCGUCAAGCAUCGGCGAUCUGGAGACCAUCACGAAUGAGACCCUGCGACGUCAGCUGCGCAUCGCGGGGAUCCCGAGAGGCGGUUACACCAUUCUCCCUGCCAUCCCGCUCGACGAUGCCGAUCUCUUAAACCUGUGUCAGCAGUACUGCUUCUGCCACGAGGACGAAAAGGCGGAAAUUCGCGGAAAACUGUAUCUGCAGCACUUCCCGCUCUUUUAUCGGUAUAUAUCGAACGAGAAACCGCUGUACCACCCUGCCGAGUACGUGAGCCGCAUCAUCCAAUUCUGCUUCUACUACGUGCAGGCACCAGACAAUGAACUGCCCUCGCUGCCCGAACGGUGCCCCUUUCUACAUAUUUCGCCGGUGAAAGAGAUUUGCUCCUAUCUGCGCUGCGUAUUUCGUGGCACAACAGAGGUUGUACCGCAGGCGGACGCUGAGGACACCUUUUCUCAGUCUCGCAUGCAUGCACAGGAAGACGUCGAGAGAGUCAUGGAGAACAAGCCCGUCACUCCACCCCCAUUGCUUCAGCACCUCGUGGCAUCUCAUGCCGACACGGUCUUACGCUCUCCCGUCGCUCCCGACCGUCUUUUCCACGGCAGCGCCGUUGAAGACGAAGUCAACGAGGAUGAAGGCGGGGGCGAAGACGAGCAGCUGGAAGACCUCACCGGUGAGGAGACAGUCGACGCCGUCCGCGGCUCCACGGCGGAAUACCUCACCAUGGACGGUUUCGAUCUGGUGACCAAGACGGCCAUUUUUUUCGACUGCGACGGCGCCGACAAGCAGGUGGCGGCGGUGUACCUCCCUGGUAGUAUCCCGCAGGCCAUGUGCGAGGCGGCAGCAAAGGUGUUGGAGCCGGCGGCGACAAAAAAAAACCUGCGAGCCGCGACGAACGGCGGCGUCCCGCCCAACACGGGCAUUGUGGGCAGCUACGACUACCUUAACAACCCCACGCAGCGCAAGUGUCGUGAAACCGAAUUCAGCCGCCGACACUGGGGCGACAUGUCGAGCUGCGAGCCUCUAUUCAAGCACCUCGACAGGCUCUACAGCCAAAUGGCACCGAUGCACCACCACCUGCAAAAGGCGGCCAUCCCAACGCAGUACCAGCUCUCUGGAACGGUGUUCAGCACGGUUACCGUAAACCGCGACUUUCGCACAGCGGUGCACACCGAUAAGGGAGACUUCCGCAGUGGGUUGGGGGUACUCGCUGUCAUCAACGGCGAAUUCGAGGGCUGCCACCUGGCGAUCAAGAAGAUCCACAAAGCAUUUCGGCUCCAAAUGGGCGAUGUGCUUCUUUUCAACACAGCACUCGAGCACGGCAACACGGAGGUGGAAAACCCCGAAGCCGGCUGGAAGCGCACGAGUAUCGUGUGCUACCUGCGCACCGGUCUCAUGUCCGCGGUGUGUGAGAUGGAGCGGCGGAAGCACCUCAAUCGCCUCAUCUUGCAGCAGCUGAACAACGCCGCCGUUCGGCAGGCUGCAAUGAACAUCAAUGCCGGUGACCCCAGCCUUCCAUCCCUCUUUGUUCCGACCCGACUUGUUAGUCAGCUGGCACCGGUGCAGCUUGCCGCAAUUAGCUUCAUUGUCGAACGGGGAGUACGGCAGAGCGGCUGUGUGGUGGCGAUGACCAUGGGACUCGGCAAGACGCUCGUCGCACUCGUCGUGUGCUUCUCUCACCUGUAUCUCGCCCCGAAGAACGACAUUCUCAUUGUCACGCCAAAGGCGAUUCUUGAUCACUGGAUCGAGGAAAAGAACAAGUGGGCUUCGUUCGGCCUCCACUUCUCCCACUUCGUUACUUCCGAGAAUCCCAUGUCUCUCUCGUUUGAGGAGCAGCUUUUGGCGUACAAGAAGCAGAAAGAAAGGGAGAAGUCGAGGUUCGGCCACGUUUUUGUGAUUAACGUGGAGUAUUUGGGCAAUUUCCUGAAUCGUGUAAAAGGGUUCUGGCCGUCGAUUAUCAUCGUCGAUGAGGGACAUCGACUCGCCUCAAAGGAAAGCAAGCUCGUUAAGUCGCUGAAAGACCUUAAAUGCAGUCUUCAUAUUGCGCUCUCCGGCACUCCCUUGCAAAACAGCGCGACGGAGCUCUACGAUCUGGUGAACUUUGUGGAACCUAGAAUGGGGGACGUGAUGCCAUUGAAACGCUUUCAGGAACUACAAAAUGUCAUCAAUCGUUUCAUCGAAGGCGACGACAGCGCGUUCAGCGCCGCGGCCACGGCCCUGGAAUACGUCCAAGAGUGGAUGCGCGGCUUUGUUUUUCGAGAGAUGGAAAACGACCUGCCACCUCUACACGACUACCUGCUGGUGUGCGGUUCCUCAGAUCUGCAGAGAGAGUACGAAAGGAAAAUUGGUCUCUCCGAGACGUCAACGAAAUCGCUUAAUGCGGUGGAUUUCCGCCCAGCUCACCUCUCCACGCACCCGGCAUGCUACCUCGCGCACAUAGAAAAAGUUUAUCGCUCGAUGGCAGGUGAUCUCUCGGACCGCCCGCCCAACCGUGUUGUGAAGGUACUCGAGACGAACCUGGACGAGAUCGACACCAUGCGCCUGCAGCAGUUUGUGCAAAUGGUGGAUCACGAGCAGCUGGACAGCUUCAUCAAUCUCAGCGGAAAGAUGCGAGUGCUGGUGGAUAUUGUCAUGCGCGUGCAAGCGAAGGGGGAGAAGCUGAUCGUCUUCUCGCUCCACAUCGGGUCACAGGAUUUGAUUCAUCGAACUUUGACUGCGCUGCGCGUGACCACCUUCACGGUCCGCGGCCGCGACUCACAGGACCGUCGCCGUCGUGCCAUUCACGAGUUUAUGUCAAACGAUAAUCUGAUGGUUCUCGUGCUUUCCACCAAAAUCGCGGCCUACGGGCUGGACUUCACCGCGGCAAACCACGUCGUAUUGUUUGAUUCGUGGUGGAAUCCUCAGGUCGAUGCCCAGGCUAUAGGGCGGGCCUACCGCCGAAACCAAACGAAACCGGUGACAGUGUACCGCUUGAUAUCCGUCACGGAGAACAGGUCGAUCUUGCGCUCACAGACGCGGAAAGUUGCGCUGUUCCGGUCCAUUCUGCACGAGCGCAUAAGUCGCUCAGCGAUGGUACACGAAUUAGAAGACUGUACGGAGAGCGAGCAAGACGAAGAGCGCCGUGAGUUUUGGCGCAAGCUAAAGGCAACACAGCUCGCGGGUGCACUGCCAGCUUUACUUAACGUGUAUCGUUAUCAGGAACAUGUACGCGAAACCGUUGAAUAA